ACAGUGUUUUUUUUUCGAGUUUGGGAAAAGUAUUUCGCAAUAUUAUUUAAUUGGUUUUGAGUUAUUGACCACGUUGGAAAGAUAAAAUUAAUCUGUAAUCAUGAGUCCUAAAACGGAUAUAGUAAUUAAACCAAAAAUAGUGCGGGUUUAUGAAUUGGAUGAAUUCGAAAAAUUGCUGAAAGGAAUGAAGGUUGCAGCAUGUAUGAUCACAGAGCCCUACCAAAUUGUUGAUGAGGAAAGUGUAAUGCGUAGAUUGAGUGCGCUUACACUCAAUGGUCCGUCAGACGGUAACGCCUGUUCUUGCUGUGGCGUUGGCCCAUUCGAGACGAGAGCUCAGCAGAUAGCUCAUUAUAAGCACCACUGGCACACACAUAAUUUGAAGAGGAAACUAUUUGGCAAGGCGCCCCUAACGCUCGGCCAAUUUAAUUCUAAAAAAGAAGAAGACGAAGACCUCAACGUGUCGGGAAGUGACUCGGAAGCAGACGAGAGUGCGACCAAACCGGCCAGUGACCUGUUCGCAGCUGCCACGAGACAUUGCAAAGCUUUCUUCACCAACAAGAUUGGACAAGUUUUCUGCGUGUACAGAUGCAUACUGCAUCACAAAAAGGAAGAGCCGUGUGUAGACGGUCACGGCUGCCAAUGGAUAGCGCGCGUCCAAAAGCUGGUUCUCCCAGUAUUCCAGCGGUGGGCGGUCCUAAUGGUCUCCGGGGGCCAUUUCGCGGGGGCCAUCUUCUCCGGCAGCAUUCCCGUGGUGCACAAGACCCACCACUCGUAUGUGACCCGCAGGGGCCAAGGCCAGGCCCAGGUGUCGAGGGACCAACACGGGAACGCGCCUAAGUCAGCUGGAGCUAAUUUGAGGAGAAAAUUGCAAGCACAGUUUUUACAGACCGUUCAAGACAUCAUAGCUGGCUGGGCAGAAGACCUCAUAGGAUGCGAACUCAUCCUAUACCGGGCGGUGGGGUCACUGAACCAGGCAGCUCUGUUCGGCAAGAACUCACCGCUGAAGAAAGACGAUAUGAGAGUGAGGAUUCUGCCGUUCCCGACUAAGAAGCCAUCGUAUAAAGAAGUUAAGAGGGUGCACGAAACUGUUGCCAGCGUUGAAGUCUAUGAAUCGAUGGAGCUAUUCCAGAAAGCCCUGAUAACGUCCACAGCAAGGCCAGUGAGCAAAUCGGGUUCUGACACGAGUGUGCAGAGCAAAAAGCCUGCCAAAGCCAGCCCCAACAAGCCUGUGGAUAGAGCCAAAUCGAGAGAACGCACGCCACGCGAGCUGCCCACCCAAAUGCUCUCAAGCGAAGACGAAGGCCCAUGUUACAUCGACUCCGAAACCCCAGCUGGCUGGAUCAAGACCCUCUCCGAGCAGAGUUCCAACGGGGUCAUAACUAACUCCAGAAAAGACCUCCUAAAUGACAACCCAGUGCCUUGCCCGGAUUCAGAUAGCGAAGAAGAUGUUAUAGAUAAGAAAGAAGCGAAGAAAAAGAGAAAAAAAGAGAGGAAGCAAGAGGAGAAACAGCAACCGGUUAAGGUGCAGCAGAAGAUCCCGACUAAUGUCAAAAAGAUGUGGAAGUUGAUAUCUGGCAACGAGGUGACAUCGCUGGAAACUAUCUUUGAAGGCUGGGAGAGCGCGGAGUUAGAAGCGGCGUGCAACACCCAAGACCCUAAUGAUGGCAACACUGCGCUACAUAAAGCUGCCAUUGCAGAAAAACCUGAUAUGGUUACACAAAUCCUGACUGCUGGUGGUGACCCCUGCAUUCGCAACCAUCAGUUACAAACGCCCUACGCAGCCACGCCGCAUAGCGACACCAGGAUCGCGUUCAGGAUGUUCCAGGGACAGUUCCCGGAUAAAUACAACUAUUCUAAGGCACACAUCCCCGGCCCAGUGACGCCCGAACUUCUAGAGCUAGAGAAAGAGAAGAAAGCGCAGCAGAAGCGAGCGAAGCGGCAGCGUGAAAAAGAGAAGCAAAUUGAGAAGAUCAAGACCAACCAGUUCUUGCUCAUGACUGACGCGGAAAAGGUAAAAGCAGCCGAAAAGCGAUGCUUCCUCUGCGGUUCAUCCUUACCCAAGCGUCCCUUCGAGUACGAACGCUAUACAUUCUGCUCCAUACGCUGCCUUCAAAACCAUCGGAACCUACGACCUUUACACAUGAGUGCCUGAUAAAAGUGGUGUCAUACAUGGUAUGACAUUAAUUUGACGUGACUUGUCAUAAUAAAUUAAGAAACGUGUAGUGUAGACUAGAAACACGUAUGUGAAGACAAUUACGUUAUACAUUUCCUAUUUUAAAUAUAACCCUUUAAAAAUUUUACUCGUGAUAUUUAAAAAAAAAAUCUUAGCCGAAUAUCCUUUGCGUAAGUGUAUGUAUUUUGAAAACGUUUUUUCGCUGUUUUUCUUUAAAAUGCUUGUUUGUAUCAAAAUUAACGCUGUUCUUUAUUUAUGGCCAGAUCUGGGAUAUUAGUCACAAGGUGACCUCCCCAUUGAAUUUCUUGUCUAUCAUUUGACAUCGUCAUUCUAACAGCCUGGGCAGUAGCUACUAUUAUUUUGACCACACAGUUCGGAAUGUUUACCGUUAUAAUAAUCCAGAUUUAUUAUAUUAAUAAUUUGUAAUGAAUGACUGUGAUAAGGAAGGACUGUCGCGAUAUUGGAAGGAUUUUGUCAAGGAUUUGGUAAAUACUUUUAGUCAAGAAGAUUCAAGCCUGUCAUUUGUCUAAUUUUUAACCAAUCUCAGGCUAGUUUGUACGAGUUUUAGGAGUCGCCUGUAGUCGCAACUAACUUAUGAAUUAUGGUGUAUCAUAAACUCAUAAAAAGCAUUGAUUCUCAGUGAUUACGUUUAUAAAGAACAUUUUUACAUGUCCCAACAUCAAAUAAAAUAAUACAAUAAACUGGGACAGAGCUGAGAAGCAGUGCAAGAAACUCGGCGACUAUCAACUACUGUAUUUUUACUACAUUCGCAUCCUAUACGUGUAGGUGUUUUUCACAAGGCUUUUUCCAAGUAAUAUUUCAUCACGUAAUACGUUUUCAUGCAAAUUUCCGUAGAAAUCAAGUAUCAUAGGAAUCCUACUAAUAUUAUAAAUGCGAAAGUUUGUGUGGAUGUCCAGUUGUCCAGACAUCAAACAUCCAGAUGUUUGUUACUCUUUCACGCAAAAACUACAGAGCAGUCGAUUUUUAAUUAAAGUUCGCUCAUCAUAUUGUUACUCUUUCACGCAAAAACUACCGAACGGAUUUUGAUGAAACUUUAUAGUAUUAUUGUUUGUAACCCAGAUUAACAUAUAGGCUAUAAUUUAUACCGAUCUGUGAUACUAAAUUUUACACGGGUGAAGCCGCGGGCAAAAGCUAGUACUUUAUAGUACUGAGAUAUUCGACGCGUGUAUUUUAUCCAAUUUAGAUCAAAAACAUGCCAGAUCGAAUGCCAGUGCCUCAAGGAAAAAGGUGCCAGGAUAUAGAAUCACUACCGUGUAUGUGAAUACUAUUUCUAAGAAUCGGAAAAAGGAAUUUGAUGCUUAUUUCCCAAACGAGAGAAAGGAAUGCGUGAAAGGAGCUAGUCCCUCGAUCAUAAGAUCAACGCCACCUAUUUCAAAACACCAAACGUUGCUAAAUUAUGUUUCAAUUAAGUUUCCGUAAAUCUAGAAUAAAUUAUGAAAUUCAUUUUAGAAGAAUACUUACAUAUUCUUUUUAUUUAUUAUACACAUAAAAUUGAACCAAUAGAAAUGUGUCAAAUAAUAAUGUUUUAUGUCGUGUUUGUCUCAUCAAAAGUACAAUUUGUUUUACCCCGUGUCUGUAAUAUAGAAUUUGUUUAUUUAAUAAUUAUGUAAUUAUUUUU
This is a messenger RNA of Ostrinia nubilalis (European corn borer), 3812 nucleotides long. RefSeq names its product tRNA endonuclease ANKZF1-like. The transcript has 11 exons. Lineage: Eukaryota; Metazoa; Arthropoda; Insecta; Lepidoptera; Crambidae. The record is from RefSeq and is a predicted model, not a curated record. Gene Ontology annotation, molecular function: protein binding. The coding region runs from base 101 to 2152 and encodes 683 amino acids.